Messenger RNA from Pediculus humanus corporis (human body louse), 1329 nucleotides. RefSeq lists its product as uncharacterized. Lineage: Eukaryota; Metazoa; Arthropoda; Insecta; Psocodea; Pediculidae. The transcript has 6 exons. The record is from RefSeq and is a predicted model, not a curated record. Bases 1 to 1329 code for a protein of 442 amino acids.
AUGAGUACCCCGGAAAAUACCAACAAUCCAGGAACGAAAACAUGGGUUACAUUCGACGAAGAUUCACCCGAGGGAAAGGCUCCGAAAGAAAGUCAAGAAAAUAGUUCGGCCAUAAUAAAACCGGAAUCAACUCAAAUCAAUAUAGAAAAUGGUAAACCCGAUGGAGAAGGAAAUGGCGAAGAAUCGGCCGGAAAUAAAACGGCAGCCGUUAUAACUCCAGAAUCCGUCCAUAUAAACGUUGGUAGAACGAGCAUGAACAGAUCCGUCCAAUUAGAAUCUCAAAACAAUCCAUCGACCAAUUCGAAAAUUCCCGAUUCAUCCAAAUCGGGAUUGAAAAAUGUAGAUUUAAGAGAAAAUGUCAACGGGAAUUCGGUGGGAAAUUCCAGGAUUUCAAAUAUUGGAAACGCCGUCAUCAGACAAGGAUUCGCAAAUGGCGACAUUAUAGUUACUCUCCUUCCGGUUAACACAAGAUGGCCAUGGAUUACUCCGGCACAAUUCCGUCCAGAAUUAGUUCCUGAAGAGUUAAUGGCUCAGAGUCUCACCCUCACAAUUGAAGAUUACGUCAGCGUCAUGGAACUUCUUACAAAUGACCUCAGGUUCAACAUGUAUAACAUUUGCUACAAGAGAAUUUUGGUCUUGUGGAUAUUCACCGCUUUCAUGGUUCUUUUGGGCUUGUUAUUUUCCGGUAUUACGGGCCUCACACUCUUCGGUUUGGGUGUCAUGUGGCUCAUACUGAACGCGGCCGCCAUUUUUUUAUGCAUGUGGAUAAAAAUAAAGCUCAAUCACAAUUUAGAAAAGUGCCUUGGACAAGUAAAUAAACAUUUACUUAAACAUAAAAUUAUACUCGGGCUGGACGACAGAGGAAAAAUAUCUUGUCAUAAAGUUAAUUUAUGUUUUAUUUAUUUUAAUACGGCCGAUUGCAUUAAAAAAUUGGAAGAGGUCAUCGAGAAAGAAGAAAGAGAAGGUCGUCCCGUCAACAGUAACCAAUCGGAUAAAGAACGUAAAAGACAAUUUCAGCAAAGGAUGGACAUCGAGGACAAUGAUAUUAUAGUACAGGGAGCAAAUACUACGAGAUUGCCUAGAAAACGGGGAAAGGGAGAGCAAGUUUUGACUAGAUAUUUACAACGUUGGAGUAAAGAUUUUCUCAGACGUCGAUUAGAUUGGACCGUUGAUGAAGCUGGUGGUAACCCUGUCGAUCCUCGUCAUUUAGCAUCAGCUCUAUGUCCGUGCCAAUAUGUUGAAGAAUAUCUUCGAAACAAACCACAUUCCGACCGGAGGGCAUUUUGCCCUUGUUUUAGUUCGUGGCUCGUCGAAAGAGGACUCGAUUAA